AUGUCCAACCACGACUACUACAGAAACGUGUACGGACGCAGCGACACAAGGAACCCUUACGACUCUCCAGCCCAGGAGUCGGACAACUUUGUAUCAACCCCAUCCUACCACUACUACGUUCAACAACAACGAAGACACCAGGGCGUCCCAGCUGGCACCCCUCAUUUGCAUCCUAUCUCCUCAGAACACUCGGACACAACAACCACGUAUGUGGAGAACAACCUGGACGAUCUGAUGGCGGAUCCUCCGGAGGAAAUACCGAAGAAGAAGAAGAAGAAGGCCAAGAAGCCAAAGAUGCCCAAAUCCAAGAAGAAGUCCAGCGCCGGCGCUGGCAACGGCGACCUCGAGGCUGUGCCUCAGGAAACCAACGAGAAACGUUUGCUCAGCUUUAUGUUUGGCAAAUCGGUGGAUCCUGUUCCUCUCCCAGAGGAGAGAAAGCCAUACCCAUGGAAAACCACCAACAUCUUCAACAAGGCCGUUUUUUACUGGAUUUGGCCCAUCUUGAUCAAGGGUUACAAGCGCACAUUGCAGCCUGAUGACCUUUGGUACUUGACGAAUGACUUGACCGUCGAACAGAUGCACAAGGAGUUCAGGGCCCACUUGGAAGCCCACUUGAAGUCCCUGAGAGAUAGACACGAAAAGGAGGGCAAGGACAUGGACCUGUGGGAAUGGCCUUUCCUUGCGGUGCCUUUGGCGCUUUUCAAAACCUUCAAGAUCCAGUACUCCCUCUCAUGCAUCUUCUUGGCUCUUUCUUUCACUUGCCAGGCCCUCUCGCCCUUGAUCACCAGACGCUUGAUUGAUUUCGUCGAGAACCGUUUCCUCGGUAUCGAGACAACCUACAACAAGGGUAUCGGCUACACCAUUGGCGCCGUCAUUUUAAUUUUCAUCAAUGGUUUGCUUUUGAACCACUUUUUCCACAACGCCAUGGUGGCCGGUGCCGCCUGCAAGUCGAUCUUGACGAAAGACGUGCUCAUAAAAUCAUUCAAGUUGUCUCUGAAGGCCAAGCACCGGUUCUCUACGGGGAGAAUCACCUCGCUCAUGAGUACGGAUUUGUCGAGAAUCGACUUGGCCAUUGGGUUCCAGCCCCUUGUGGUUUGUUUCCCUAUCCCCGUGAUUAUCGCCGUGGUUUUGCUUUUGACCAACAUCGGUGUCACCUCUCUUGUGGGUAUUGGUCUUUUCAUUGUCUCUCUUGUGGUUUGUGUGCUUCUCACGUCGAAGUUGUUUUUCACCAGAGAAACCGUCGUCAAGUACACUGACAAGCGUAUUUCGCUCAUGAGAGAGGUGCUCAACAACCUCAAGAUCAUCAAGUUCUACGCCUGGGAGUUGGCCUACAAGGCUAGCAUCACCAAGGUCAGAAACACCGAGAUGAGGUAUCUUUUCACCAUCAAGGUGUUGAGAAACUUUAUCACUGCCUACGCCGUCACUUUGCCUACCCUCACUUCCAUGAUCUCGUUCGUUACUAUGUGGAAGGUUGGUGACAUGAGAGAUGCUGGCCGUGUGUUUUCUUCACUUUCGCUUUUUUCCAUUUUGGCCCAGGCUAUCAUGCUUUUGCCUAUUGCUCUCGCUACUGGUGCUGAUGCUAUGAUUGGUUUCAGAAGAUGCAAGGAUUUCCUUUCGGCUUCCGAGUACGACUCCUCCUUGGACGACAAGUUGCGUGCUGAGGAGCAGUACUUGGUUGGUUCUGACGAGUCCGUCACUGGCUUUGACUUCAAGGGCGACCAGGACUCCUUUAACAGCGACACUUACUACGGCAUGGAGGAGAAGAAGGACUCCAACGUGGUGAUUGACAUCAAAAACGCCGACUUCAUGUGGGAGCUGUUCCAUAAUGACGACAAUGACGAUAGCUCGCUUUGGGAGGCUGCUUCUUCUAAGUCUCCUCGUAAAAGUUCCGAGAAGAGCAAGAGUGAAACCCGUGUUUCUGUGGAGCUGUGUACUCUGGACAUGAAGCUGUCGUUCCCUGGUCUUCUCAACAUUAAUUUGACUGUCAACGACGGUGACUUUGUGGUGAUUACAGGUGUCAUUGGUUCCGGUAAGACGUCUCUUCUUAAUGCCAUGGCUGGUUUCAUGAAGUUGACCAACCCUGGCCAGGGUUCCAUUGAUGUCAACAAGGAGUUGUUGCUCUGUUCUGUUCCAUGGAUUCAGAACGCCACUGUUCGCCAGAACAUCUUGUUCAACCGUCCUAUGGAUCCAAGCCGUUACAGAGCCGUUAUAAAGGCUUGUUGCUUGGAGGACGAUAUCAGGGAAUUGCUGCACGGUGACCAGACCGAAAUUGGUGAAAAGGGUGUUACACUUUCCGGUGGCCAGAAAGCUAGAAUCAACUUGGCUCGUGCCGUUUACCGUGGUGGAAGCACUAUGCUUUUCGACGAUGUCUUGUCUGCCGUUGAUGCCCGUGUCGGUAAGCAGAUCACCAACGAAUUGUUCUUUGGUUUCCUCAAGCACCAGACGAGAAUCUUGGCUACCCACCAGCUUUCCUUGGUGGCUACUGCCGACAAGAUUGUCUUUUUGAACGGUGACGGUACCAUUGAUGUUGGAACUGCUGCAGAGCUUGCCGCAAGAAACCCAGGUUUCAAGAAGUUGGUGGACUUCAGCCACGACGAAGCUGCUCCCCGUCCUGAACCACAGCAAGAAGAGCCCACCCCAGAUGUGUGCCUCUUGCCAAGUGGAGUUGGCGAGAACGAGGAGGAGGUCAAGUUGGCUGUGUCUCAAUCUGUGCUUCCUCAGAGUGGUGCUGCUGGUGAUAUCAUUGGCCGCACCAUUGAAGACGAGGACAAGGCUGUCAAUGCCAUCUCGUGGCAGGUUUACAAGAACUACAUCAACUUGGGUGCUGGUAUUUUCGGCUGGACCGCAGCACCAGUGUUCCUUUUCCUUGUGGCCAUUGCUACCUUCUGCCAGUUGUUCACCAACACCUGGUUGUCUUUCUGGAUGGAGAAGCGUUUCCGUCAGUUGAGCGAGAACUUUUACGUUGGCUUUUACGUUGCUUUCGCUUUCUUGACUGUUUUCUUCACUGGUGUCCAGUUCACCAUGUUGGCUUACAUGAACAACAGAUCGGCUGAGCUCUUGAACGUCAAGGCUGUGGAGAAGGUGUUGCACUGCCCAAUGAGCUUCAUGGACACCAACCCCUUGGGAAGAGUGCUCAACAGAUUCACUAAGGACACUGACUCUUUGGAUAACGAGAUCGGUGAGCAGUUGCGUUUGUUCAUUUUCCCUCUUGCUAUGAUCAUUGGUAUUAUCAUUUUGUGCAUUUGUUACUUGCCUUGGUUCGCCAUUGCUGUUCCAUUCUUGGGCGGUGCUUUUCUUUUCUUGUCUGAAAUCUACUCGGGCUCAUCCCGUGAGAUCAAGAGAUUGGAGGCUGUCCAGAGAUCUGUGGUUUACAACAACUUCAACGAGAUUUUGACCGGUAUGCAUACCAUCAAGGCUUUCAAGGAGGAGGUUUCUUUCAUCAAGAAGAAUGACAAUUUGCUUAACCGCAUGAACGAAGCCUACUACUUGUCCGUUGCCAACCAGAGAUGGCUCUGUGUCCACUUGGACAUUAUUGCUUCUCUUUUUGCCCUCAUCAUCUCAAUGUUGUGUAUCACUGAUCAAUUUGACAUUUCGCCUCAAUCCACUGGUUUGCUUUUGAACUACGUGAUUCAGAUUGUUGGCUUGUUGUCUUUGACCGUUCGUGCCAUGACCCAGGUGGAGAACGAAAUGAACUCUGUCGAGAGAUUGCAUUCUUACGCUUUUGACUUGCCGCAGGAGGCUGCUUACGAGAAGAGCGAGUUCAAGCCUCCUCCAGAGUGGCCAAUGACUGGUUACAUCCAGUUCAAGAACGUUAACUUGCGUUACAGACAAAACUUGCCUUUGGUGUUGAAGGACUUGAACUUUGGCAUUUACCCCGGCGAGAAGGUUGGUAUUUGCGGUCGUACUGGUGCUGGUAAAUCCUCCAUCAUGACCGGUUUGUACCGUUUGAGCGAGCUUGAGUCUGGUAACAUCACCAUUGAUGGUUUGGACAUCAGCCAGCUCGGCUUGCGUGACUUGAGAUCGAAGUUGCUGAUCAUCCCCCAGGAUCCUGUCCUUUUCCAAGGCUCGAUCCGUAAAAACUUGGACCCUUUCAACCAAUUCCCAGAUUGCACCUUGUGGGACUCGUUGAGAAGAUCUGGCCUCAUCACUGGCGACCAGUUAGAGAGAGUCAGACGCACUCAGCUUGUGGACAACAACUAUGACCAGCUCCACAAGUUCCACUUGGACCAGAAUGUUGAGGACGACGGCCUGAACUUCUCCUUGGGAGAGAAACAGCUCAUUGCAUUGGCCCGUUCGUUGGUGCGUGACUCCAAGAUUUUGAUCUUGGACGAGGCCACCUCCUCUGUCGACUACGAGACCGACGCCAAGAUCCAGGACACCAUUAUUCGUGAGUUUGACAAGUGCACCAUUUUGUGUAUUGCUCACCGUUUGAAGACGAUCUUGACGUACGACCGUAUCUUGGUGAUGGACCAGGGACGUGUUGUUGAAAAGGGUACCCCUUGGACUUUGUUCCGCCAAAACGGACUCUUCAAGCUGAUGUGUGAUAAGGCUCACAUUGUCGCUGAGGAUUUCCGCAGACCCGUCGUUUGA
Messenger RNA from Candidozyma duobushaemuli, 4590 nucleotides. RefSeq lists its product as uncharacterized. The transcript has a single exon. The record is from RefSeq and is a predicted model, not a curated record. Bases 1 to 4590 code for a protein of 1529 amino acids. Gene Ontology annotation, molecular function: ABC-type xenobiotic transporter activity; ATP binding; ATP hydrolysis activity. Gene Ontology annotation, cellular component: plasma membrane. Gene Ontology annotation, biological process: transmembrane transport. Lineage: Eukaryota; Fungi; Ascomycota; Pichiomycetes; Serinales; Metschnikowiaceae.